This is a messenger RNA of Drosophila ficusphila, 3376 nucleotides long. RefSeq names its product sodium/potassium/calcium exchanger 2. Gene Ontology annotation, biological process: intracellular calcium ion homeostasis; calcium ion transmembrane transport. The coding region runs from base 1292 to 2665 and encodes 457 amino acids. Gene Ontology annotation, cellular component: membrane. The record is from RefSeq and is a predicted model, not a curated record. The transcript is spliced from 7 exons. Gene Ontology annotation, molecular function: calcium, potassium:sodium antiporter activity; calcium channel activity. NCBI's taxonomy places the organism in Eukaryota, Metazoa, Arthropoda, Insecta, Diptera, Drosophilidae.
CAAAUAUUUUUGUUUAACAAGAAUAACUUCUCAAUCCCGAUCUUAAGUUAAACUUAAGCUGGCUGCUCUUCGAAGUACAUGGAUUCAUUGGAUUUAUUUUUUCGAUGGUACUAGUUUUCCCAUUUUGUUCGAGUGUUUGCGUUUCAAACUGGCCGCCGCCGCCACCAACAAGUUCAUUAAACUUGUUUGUCUGCUGAGCUCGGCUCGGUUCGGGUUCGGAUUUUGGGCCGUAAUGAUCGUAGACACGUUCUGCGAUGGCGAUGGUGACUGUGGCUAAAUGCAUUCCCCAGAUGCAAUGCCAAGCUGCCGAGUUGCCAAGUUAGUUGGCCAAGACUUUUCCUCUCGGCGGGAAGCGGAAUGAGAGCUCUCGGUUGUGGACGUCAGUUUGACCUACGGGCUUGGGGUUCGAGUUUGAGUUUGAGUUUCAGUCUGAGUUUGAGUUUGAGUUCGGGUGCAGGGAGUGUGAAAGAUCGGCCCAUGUUUGCUUUAUGUUAUAUUGGCCUUUGUUUUUCCCGCGGCGCGAUUGUCUGCUAUGUUUCCAUUUUCCACCUGGAGAUUGCAGGUGGAAAACAAUUAAACAAUUAUUGCUCUUGUCGCGCGAGUUCGCUGCCGUGCAAUCGCUGAAGUUGCCAAUGUUGCCAAUGUGCAGGUGCCACAAUUCUUGGCACGCAAUUCGAACAGAAAUACGACUACAAAUCGAGACAACAAUACCCUCGGUGAGGAAAACCCAUCGAGCGUUGCUGCUGCUGCAUUGCCCACUUAAUCUUGAAUCUUGAAAAUCGGGUCAGGAGGUUGGCCCCACUCUGAGUGGGACUUGGUUAACAAAAACGGCUUAAAAGUAAUACGAGUUAUCAUAAAACCAAGUGAAAACGAAACAGAAACAGAAACAGAAAAUUAUGACUGACAUUGGUAAUUAAUUUACUGGCCGGGGGGUGUAAAACUGAUAAGGUUGUGGACCUAGACUGAGAACUCGCCCUUCCUCAAGAUAAAGAAACCUCUCGUCCGCGAAUAAUAAUAAGGCAAUCGCACAAAGCCAGACAAACAUAAACAAAUCAUCGACCAAAUGCCCAUGACUGUCUCACCUAUUUCGGUUCGCCAAUGCAAUUUCUCCAAAAAAAAAAAAAAAAAAAAAAAAAAAAAAACAAAAACAAAAAUAAAUACGCCUAUAUGAGUAUCAGCGACUGGCAACGGAAGCAGUUUCCUGGAGGUCUCCCUGCGCUACUUCGACGAGCAGCUGCUCCUGGACAUCCUGCCACGCGCCACGUGUCCUGGCGAAGAUGAGGCCUCUCCGAUGGACGAGUUCGCCGACCUGUUUACGGUGGAGCAACUCCGUCAGGGUUGGGUAGUGUUGCACGUCUUCGCCGCAGUGUACUUCUUCAUCCUGCUGGCCAUCAUUUGCAACGACUACUUCCUGCCGACGGUGGAGUGCAUCUGCGAGGACCUGCAUCUCUCCAAGGACGUGGCGGCGGCCACCUUCAUGGCCACGGCCACCUCGAUGCCCGAGUUCUUCACGAACACGAUCAGCACUCUGAUCCUGGAAUCCGAUAUGGGCCUGGGCACGAUCAUCGGAUCGUUGAUGUUCAACACACUCGGAGUGGCCGGCUUGGCCGCCCUGGCCAUCGAAAAGCCGGUGCAGCUGGACUGGUGGCCAAUAGCCCGCGACUGCUUCAUUUACAUCUUCAACACGAUCAUCCUGCUGGUGUUGGCCUGGGGAGGCAGCAUUAGCUUCACGGAGUCCUGCAUCAUGAUGGGAUUCCUGGUGCUCUACUACCUGAUCACGUUCAACAACAACAAGUUCAUGCCGGCCAUCCGGGUGUUUAUCGAGGAUCGGAUGAACUGCUGCUUCUCCACGCGAUAUGACCUGACGGAGCCCCCAGAGAACAGUGCCAAGGCUCAGCUGCCGCUAAAGAAGGAUCCACUGUCCGGCGAUGGCCUCUUCGUGGUCAAUCUUCCCGAGAACACAUCCUCCAUGUCCUCCACGGCCAACCUGACACACUCGAAGCUUUGGAAUGGCGAGGACGACGAGGAGGACGGAAUGCCCAAGAGCAUAUACGCCUACCCGCGCGACAAAUCCGGAUGGAAGCAGUUCUGGUGGAUCUUCGUCUUCCCCAUCAAGUUCACUCUAUCGCUGCUGAUCCCGCAUCCGAUGAAGCACCGCCGCCUCUACCCGCUGUCAUUCAUCAUGUGCAUCCUGUGCAUCGGCGGGAAUGCCUACCUAAUUGUCUGGAUGCUGACUGCCUUCGGUGUGGCUAUUCACGUGCCCACCAUUGUGAUGGGGCUCACCUUCCUGGCCGCCGGAUCCACCAUGCCGGAAGCCGUUUCCAGUCUUAUUUCGCUAAGAAAUGGUGAAAACGGCAUUGGAGUUUCAAACUCGUUGGGCGCCAACUCCCUGGCCAUCCUGUUGUCCCUGGGAGUGCCGUGGUUCAUCAAGAACUGCAUCCACUACAGCACCGGGGAGCCCCAGCAGGUGGGCACCCAGGGCAUCGAGUACAACAUCCUGAUCCUGAUCGUCUCCACGGUGGCGCUCUUCGUGAUCCUGAGCUUCAGUGGCUACCGCCUCACAAAGCGAGUGGGCGUGGCUCUUUUCACGGUCUACGGAGUGUUCAUCGUCCUCCAGAUCCUCAUCGAGAUGAACGUCUUCUUCCCAAGAGACUGCAGUAGCUAGUGAUGGUGUCUGGAGUCUGGAAACCCACGGAAGUAGGAGAAAACCAACCUUGCCCAAUACUUUUGGUGCUGGCACCAGGAGAUUAUUACUCUGAAACCCGCUACGGGUCCUAAAAUCACUUGGGAAUAUUUUGGUUAACUUUAGAUUUGCUUAAGUCUGAGAAACUAAAAUGAUAAGUUCAAGAUCUUGACGAUUUAGCUGUUUUGUAAUUAUCAUUUGUAUAUUCGAUCACAUAACAGAAGUAGCAUACGAGUAUAACCUGUUUUUUUUUUGUUGUUACCAUAGUUUACACUUUGAUUAUUGCCUAAGACUGUCUUUAGGUUUAGACGAUAAAGCAACUAUUUCUAUUUAUUUCGCGUUGAAUUAAUUCUACAUAUGACUCAGUGCAUAUUCCAUAGCCUGUAGUACCAUCCACAAAUGUUUGAACCGUUGCCAAAGCCCAAAUCGGGAUAUUAUCAGUUAAGAGGAUAAUACACACACAUACGAGUAUACAUAUGUAUCUGAAAGUGCCCACUUCGUUCACCAAACUUCCUGCCAAGGGCCGUACAAACUCAACAACAACAAAAUCCAAAAACACCCACAAAACCCUAUGUUGAUAUUCCGCGCUUCCACGCGUGCUUAGUGCUGUAAGGACUAUUUGUUAACGUUGUCUUAACCCUUGAUACCAUUGUUAUUAAUUUAUAAAUACAUCGUAAGACAAAUGUUACCGAA